This is a messenger RNA of Suricata suricatta (meerkat), 1344 nucleotides long. RefSeq names its product TATA-box binding protein associated factor, RNA polymerase I subunit D (gene TAF1D). Gene Ontology annotation, cellular component: nucleus; RNA polymerase transcription factor SL1 complex; nucleoplasm. Bases 250 to 1050 code for a protein of 266 amino acids. NCBI's taxonomy places the organism in Eukaryota, Metazoa, Chordata, Mammalia, Carnivora, Herpestidae. Gene Ontology annotation, biological process: regulation of DNA-templated transcription. The record is from RefSeq and is a predicted model, not a curated record. The transcript has 8 exons.
CCUCACGUCUCUGGCUGUCUUCCACCUUUCACUUUCUCGUGGCGGCAAAGUGUUCUCGCGAGACUUUGGGCCCACUAUUAGCUGGGUGGUGAGAAAGGCCCAUCCUUUUCUUCCGCGAGGCGGUGGAGGUACUAGCUGUUUAAGGUAGCAUUUGUUCAGAGAAACCACAUCAUGUUUGCCAAAUUGUCGGAAAUCUGAAUAAGUGACGAAUAAGAGUUUGGAGAGGGACGUGGAGGAUACGUAACAGGAAUGGAUUCUCUGAACCCUGUAAUGGCAUCUGAUUCAGUUGUGGAAAUUGAAAAUCACAGUGAUAAUUCUUCAUCUGGUAGCAGCUUAUUUAAAACUCAGUGUGUCCCUUCCCCACCUAAAUGGAGGCAAAGAAACGCGAUUAGGAAAUUUGUUUAUUCAGCUGAAAGUGUUGAAGCAAGGGAUUCAUCAUCUAGUGACUCAUCUUUAGAGCCAAGACCAUUGACUUUAAAAGCUAUUUUUGAAAGAUUCAAAAAAAAGAAACGUAAAAAGAGGAAAUCCAAGCCAAGAGGAAAACCAAGGGAAAGACCAAAAGGGAGACCGAAAGGAAGAAAAAACACUAGACGUUCUCAAAUAAAUAGGAAACAAGUUAGAGACAAAGGAUCUGGGUUUCCGUUUUUAGAAUCCAAGAAUGGAAGAAAACCAUUACCUUGGAGGAAGAUUUUAACCUUUGAGCAAGCAAUGGCAAGAGGAUUUUUCAACUACCUUGAAAAACUGAAGUAUGAAUACUACCUCAAGGAAUCCUUGAAACAAAUGAAUGUCAGUGAAGAUUUAGAAAAAGAAGAUUUUGACAGUCGUAGAUACAAAUACUUGGAUGAUGAUGGAUCUCUCUCUCCUAUUGAGUCAGAGGCAGAGGAUGAGGUUGCAGUUGAACGUGAUGAUGAAUGUGAUAUCAAAUUGGUGGACCAUAAUUGUUUCAUAGAUUUUCACUUGAGAGCACAAUGUCUGGACUUUAAGAACUAUGUGUUAGAUCUGUGGAAAGAACUACAAGACAUCUAUCUGCUAAAACACUGGAAGACCUAAUGGUCAAAUUUUUUAAAUCUUAGGUAUUGGAAUAUCCCAAGAAUCUGUACGGUUCUAGGGUGUACUAGUUUAGGUAAGUUUUUAUUGGGGACACGGACAUCUUGGGGGCACCAUUACAGUUCAAAUGAUGAAUUUAACUGUUCAACUGCUGAAUGAUACAGACAUGAACUAAAACUUGAUUCUGACAGAGCUGAUGAUAGCUUAAAAAAAACACAUGGUUGUUAACUUGUAUACUAAGCAUCUUUUACAUUUUAGUCACAUGCUUACAUUGUCCUUAAUCUUUUGUUAUUUUAU